Lottia gigantea (owl limpet) is the source of this 396-nucleotide messenger RNA. RefSeq lists its product as hypothetical. The annotation marks the transcript as partial. Lineage: Eukaryota; Metazoa; Mollusca; Gastropoda; Lottiidae. The record is from RefSeq and is a predicted model, not a curated record. The transcript has a single exon.
AUUGAACAGAAAUUCCUUAUCGAUGUAGUGGAUGAGUUUAAGGGUGUAUUGGAGUCGAAACAAAAUGAUGUUCGGUCCAUACAAAGGAAGGAAAAGGCGUGGAGAGAAAUAGAGGCGAAUUUUUGUUCCAUGCCCACUUUCUUUAAACGAGAUCACAAGCAGUUAAAGAAAUGCUGGAAUAAUUUAAAAAUGAAGGCAAAAAAAUCUGUAGCGGUGGAAAAAAAAGAUAGAAAGAAAACUGGUGGUGGUAUAGUGGAGACAAUGGAUUCUAGUAAUUCAAAUCAGAAGAUAUGUGCUAUGGUACCGGCACAAAUGCAACCUCUGCAGAAUGAUUUUGAUAACGAUAUGGAAUUCCAUCAAGAUAGCUUCACUUUGGCUCAACCGACGUCAGGUUAG